Herpailurus yagouaroundi (jaguarundi) is the source of this 1234-nucleotide messenger RNA. RefSeq lists its product as uncharacterized. The record is from RefSeq and is a predicted model, not a curated record. The transcript is spliced from 3 exons. Bases 1 to 1098 code for a protein of 365 amino acids. Lineage: Eukaryota; Metazoa; Chordata; Mammalia; Carnivora; Felidae.
AUGGGGGGACCCGAGGGCAAGGGGGAAGGGCUUGGGCCUGGGGCCACGCUGUUUGCUGCGGGCUCCGACCCCGAGUCUCGGGCCUUCAUCCACACACCGGAGACCGAUAAUGGGCCCUCAGAAGAUGUCGUGUCCUGGUCCCCAGGACCCGUGAGUGUGUCAGGUGCUAAUCAGCUGACCCUGAAACAGGGAGAGUAUCCGCCAGUAUCCACGUGCGCUGAGGUCGCCAAGUGUCGUCAAAAGUGGAGGUGGGGGUGGGGGAGGGGAACACACGGGCCUCAGCCCCCUGGGGCUGGCUCUGCGGAUGGGGGAAGAGCCAGGGGCCCAGGAACGCGGGGGCCCCGGGCCGGGGAAAGGCAGGGCUCUGUUCCCAAAGCCCCCCGAACGCAGUCCUGCCCCCACCUUGACUUUGGCCCCAGGACCCACCCGGGGCUUCUCACCUCUGGAGCAGCUGGGAGGGAAGGCUAUUUCACGCCACCAGAGAGCCUGAGGGUUCCGGGAAGAGUUCCUGGUGCUGCCGGGGAGGCACCUCGGAAGUGGCGGCAGAAAGCUGUGGACGUCCGCGUGUGUGCGCGUCUGGCUUGCGGACACGGGCCGCUCAGCAAUGGACCAAACGGGAAGAAGAAAUUAGGUCGGAGAGCGGCGGACAAGAGCCUAGCUUGUUUUGCUUGUGUGCCAAGAACAGACAGGCGGGAGGAGGCCGGGUGGCUGUGCAGAGACCGGCGACAGCGGGGACACCCCCGGCACCCCCCACCCCCCCGCCACCUGCCUAGCCGGCCACACAGCCGUCCACGUGUCCGGCCGGCACCUGCCCCAUCACACGGCCAGGUUCCGUGUGGAGUGCACGCACUUGUACAAGGCACACGUAAGCACACAAUCCGCUCGGGCACACGUGCACACACACACCACACGGCGCACGUGCUCACACACAAGCCGCACGCGCACGCAGGGGCACCUGCGUGCCCCCCACCAGCUCUCCACGCGGCCCGGACGGCCAUCCCGUCCCGACCCCCCCCAAGGGGAAGCCACCUUCCAGCCGCAGGGGCCGCAGCCGGGACAGAGCGAGGGGGCAGCAGGGGUGAGAAGCGUAUCCGCUGAUGAUAAUUGGCAACGACACAGACAGUCCCCAAAUUACCGUUCUGCUAGAAAAAUAUUACACUUCAUAAAACUCAUGUUUAUUCAAAAAAAUCUAUUCAGAAAGUCUGGAAAGCGUAAUAAAUAUCUGUAUAGUGGC